CAAAACGAAGACGGUGUCAUGAUUGACUAGACACUGUUGUUCUCUUCACAUACUUCCUCGGCCUACUGGUCUUGGGCUACUUUUUAAACCCGCGAUGAUUGAAUUCUUAUGAAGCCACGACGUGUCCUACUGACCAUUCAUACAGUCACCUCUGAUUAUCAGCUACCAUUAGAGUCUCAACCCUCAACCAGAACAUCUUGCGGCUUUGUCCCUCGUCUAAAAACCUGUUCCUAGGAAUCGAACAACAUGACACCUCCAGGACGUCGGAAAACGAGCCUCCUCUCUCUUCUCCCCCUUUUGAUCCUCCUAUUCCUUACGACUGGCACACAUGCUGCCUCCGCUGUUUUGGGCAUCGACCUGGGAACCGAGUACUUCAAAGCAGCAAUCGCGAAGCCCGGUAGCCCUAUAGAUAUUGUUCUUUCGAAAGACUCAAAAAGAAGAGAAGCCGCCACCCUCGCCUUCAAGCCAUCCCGGGCACAGAACAAUGACCCCGACGCUUUUCCAGAAAGAUUAUAUGGCGGGGACGCUGUUGCACUCGCUGCACGGUUUCCCUCAGACGUCUACCCAAAUCUGAAAACUCUUCUUGGGCUGGACGCAUCCUCAAGUCUCGUUCAGGGGUAUAGUGCCCGAUAUCCAGGGCUCAGCAUCAAAACAAUCCCGCGUGCGGGUGCCGACGCUGUGGGUGGCACGGUUGGAUUCAAAAGCAAGAGUUUUUCCAGCAAUAAGGAUAGUGAUAGUCAAGUCUUCAUGGUUGAAGAACUAUUGGCGAUGGAAUUCAAAAAUGUCCGAGCAAAUGCAGAGGCUGCGGUUGUACAGGGCACUUUUGUUACAGACGUGGUAAUCACUGUCCCAUCCUUCUACACCGCCGAAGAGAGGCGAGCUGUAGAACUGGCAGCUGACCUUGCCGGGUUACGAGUCCUUGGUCUGGUUAGUGAUGGCCUAGCAGUUGGCUUGAAUUAUGCCACACAUAGGACAUUUGACAGUGUUUCAGAUGGUGCCAAGCCUGAACACCAUUUGGUUUACGACGUCGGCGCUGGCUCAGCGACAGCGACCGUCCUCAAAUUCCAAGGAAGGACGAUCAAAGGCCCAGCCAAGCGAAAUCAGACCAUUCAGGAGGUGAUUGUGCUUGGGACUGGCUAUGACAGAACUCUUGGCGGCGAUUCACUUAACGAUCUCAUUGUGGAUGACAUGGUGAAUCAAUUUUUGGAAAGUCCCAAAAUUCAAAAGCUUGGACUAGGAGCGGCAACAAUCAAAUCGCAUGGAAAGACUGCUGCAAGACUCUGGAAAGAUGCCGAGCGUAUGCGGCAACUACUCAGCGCUAACGCUGUUGCAUCUGCAAGCUUCGAAGGCCUGUACGAUGAUGAGAUUAAUUUCAAGUACAGCCUGACAAGAGAAAAGUUUGAGGAAUUGGCGGCAAGCCAUGCCAAUCGCAUUGAGCCACCAAUUCUGGCGGCUCUUGACGCGGCGGGUUUGGGCUUGAACGACCUCGACUCGAUCAUCUUGCACGGCGGCCUAGUUCGGACGCCUUUUGUGCAGAAAGAGCUCGAAAAGAUUGUCGGCGAUGCAGCAAAACUCAAAUCAAAUGUCAAUGCAGAUGAAGCGGCAGCGAUGGGUGCAGGUUUCAAGGCAGCCGCUUUGAGCCCAAGCUUCAGGGUCAAGGACAUUCGAGACACCGAUAUUUCAGGCUCACCAAUCACUUUGAAAUGGUCAUCCGAAGGGAAGGAAAGGUCGCAGAAACUCUUCACCUCGUCUUCUCAUAUUGGGUCGGAGAAGCAGGUCCCCGUCAAGGCUUUGGAUGAUUUGACGCUCUCAUUUCACCAACUUGUUGGGGAGGAAGAAGUUGGCAUUCUUGACGUUGCAGCAACGAAUUUGACGAAAUCGGUGGCACAAUUGAAAGACAAGUACGGAUGUGGUGCCGCAAACAUCACUACCGUCUUCAACAUCCGCUUGAGCACAGUCAACGGCAUACCUGAGGUUAUCUCAGGGGCUGUCAGCUGCCAAACUGACGGGGGAAAGGCCGGCGGUGUUAUUGACAACGUCAAGGGCCUUUUUGGAUUCGGUGCGAAGAAGGAGGACGAACAAAAGGUUCUUGAGGAUACAGAGACUGAAGAUCUUCCUUUAACACCUCUGCCAGUCUCCGACCCGACAAGCUCUGGAUCGACUGUGACUCCUUCAACAUCCAAGUCUUCUGGCCAGUCGGAUUCAUCUUCUACCGCAUCGAGCAAAGCUUCACAAGCUGCGAAACCCACAUCUUCAACAAUCUCCAUCCCCUUGGCACUCCGAGCUACGACUGUUGGCCUCAAUGCACCUCCCUCGGCAUCUCUUUCCAAACUGCGCGGAAGACUAGACCAAUUCGAUGUUUCUGAUCGAAACUCGGCACUUCUCGCCGAAGCUCUCAACACCCUGGAAGCCUUUACAUAUCGCGCGCGAGAUUACCUUGACGAUGUGAGUUUUAUUUCAGCCUCGAGUGAGAAGACUCGGAAUGAAAUUGAGGCUUUGAUUUCAGAAACUUCGGACUGGCUUUACGGCGAAGGCUCCGAUGCCAAAAUAGGAGAGUUCAAGGCGCGGUUGAAGGCACUCAAAGCACUCGUGGAUCCAGUACUCAAACGCACAGACGAAGCCAACAAGCGGCCCAAAGCCGUGAAAGAGCUACAGGCGAAGCUAGAGACCUUGUCAGGAAUGGCCAAGAAUGUCAAGGAACGCAUUGAGCAAGCCGCAGAAAGUGCGGCCUCAAUCUCCAGUUCUUUAGCGGAAGCUGCUUCAUCUUCAAGCUCUUCGACCACCGUAUCAUCCGACCCUGCUUCUGAGGACGACCUCGAGGACGACCCUUACCGUACAAGCUCUGCAUCGGAACCCAAGGAAACGGCACCUGUAAUCAUGCCGGUAGAAUACUCAGAAGAGGAUCUCAAGUCAUUGACCAACAAAUACGAAAAAGUCAAGUCCUGGCUAGAGGAGAAAUUAGCCGCGCAGGAGAAACUAGGUCCCUACGAUGAUCCGGUGGUCCUGACAUCGGACUUGGAAGCAAAAGGAGAUGAAGUCCAAAGAGUAUCGGCAGAUAUGGCCAUGAAGGCCAUCCGGAUGAAGCAGCAGAACUCGCAGAAACUAAAGGCUAGUGCCAAGAAGGUCAAGUCUAGCAAGACGAAGAAGAGCAAGUCGUCAACAUCGACUGGUAGUGAGACAACAACAAGUUCGGUAGAGAGCUCUGCCACUACCAGCAGCACAACGACUACAACCCAGGUGAGGGACGAAUUAUAAAGAAACGUCUCAUCCAUAGCCCAUGUCAGGUAGUCGCAUGCCUGUCUUUUAGGGCACGGCGCACUCUGUAUGACGCUACAUCGUCUUGGAAUUAAAUGAAAGAAUAAAUCAUUUUC
This is a messenger RNA of Exophiala mesophila, 3371 nucleotides long. RefSeq lists its product as uncharacterized. NCBI's taxonomy places the organism in Eukaryota, Fungi, Ascomycota, Eurotiomycetes, Chaetothyriales, Herpotrichiellaceae. The transcript has a single exon. Gene Ontology annotation, molecular function: ATP-dependent protein folding chaperone; ATP binding. Gene Ontology annotation, biological process: negative regulation of hypoxia-induced intrinsic apoptotic signaling pathway; cellular response to hypoxia; endoplasmic reticulum unfolded protein response. The record is from RefSeq and is a predicted model, not a curated record. Gene Ontology annotation, cellular component: endoplasmic reticulum chaperone complex. Bases 247 to 3255 code for a protein of 1002 amino acids.